Medicago truncatula (barrel medic) is the source of this 3177-nucleotide messenger RNA. RefSeq names its product putative pentatricopeptide repeat-containing protein At5g37570. Gene Ontology annotation, biological process: RNA modification. The record is from RefSeq and is a predicted model, not a curated record. Gene Ontology annotation, molecular function: protein binding; RNA binding. Bases 98 to 1759 code for a protein of 553 amino acids. NCBI's taxonomy places the organism in Eukaryota, Viridiplantae, Streptophyta, Magnoliopsida, Fabales, Fabaceae. The transcript is spliced from 4 exons.
GAAAGUUUACAGCCAUAGGUUCAUGAAUUUCAGCUACAGAGUUUGAACGAGGCCACCAGCUUCACCCUUUCUCUUCCACUCCUCAGCCGUCGUUUCCAUGCUUUCUUCGCUACAACAACAUUGUUCCGCUACUCGUUCAUCUGCAUGCAUAACAACCCUUCUCAAAGCUUGCAAGAGAAUCCAACAUCUUCAACAAGUUCACGCUUCCAUCAUUCAAAGAGGCCUUGAACAAGACCAAGUUCUCAUUUCCAAUUUCAUUUCCCUCGCCAACACACUUUCCAUUUCCACUCGCUCAUAUUCCACAGCGGUUUUCAACCGCGUUCUCAAUCCCUCUACAUUCCUCUGGAACACUUUCAUUAGAACCCAUUGUCAAAGUAGCUUCUUUUCUGAUACAAUUUCCGCCUUUAUUCGCAUGAAAGCGGAAGGGGCUGUGCCUGAUAGUUACACUUACCCUUCUGUGAUUAAAGCAUGUUCUGGUACGUGUAAGGUUUUGGUAGGAAAGUCGGUUCACGGGUCGGUGUUUAGGUGUGGUUUGGAUCAGGAUUUGUUUAUGGGUACUACUUUGAUUGAUAUGUAUGGUAAAUGUGGACAGAUUAGUGAUGCUCGUAAGGUGUUUAAUGAAUUAACUGAGAGAAAUGUGGUUUCUUGGACUGCUAUGGUUGUUGGGUAUGUUACUGCUGGGGAUGUGGUUAAGGCAAAGAAGGUGUUUGAUGGAAUGCCGUUGAGGAAUGUAGCUUCGUGGAAUGCUAUGAUCCGGGGUUUUGUUAAGGUUGGGGAUUUGAGUAGUGCUAGGGGUGUGUUUGAUUCUAUGCCGGAAAAGAAUGUUGUUUCUUUUACGACAAUGGUUGAUGGAUAUGCUAAGGCUGGUGAUAUGGAAUCGUCGAGGUUCUUGUUUGAACAAGCUGCGGAGAAGGAUGUUGUUACCUGGUCUGCUUUGAUAUCAGGUUAUGUUCAGAAUGGCGAGGCUAAUGAGGCGUUGAAGGUCUUUCUUGAGAUGGAAUCAAUGAACGUGAUACCUGACGAGUUCGUAUUGGUUGGUUUGAUGUCGGCUGCUUCUCAGUUGGGUGACUUAAAAUUGGCUCAACGGGUUGAUUCUUAUGUAGGCAACAACUCUAUUGAUCUUCAGAAAGACCAUGUGAUUUCAGCACUUGUGGAUAUGAAUGCGAAGUGUGGAAACAUGGAGAGGGCGUUGAAAUUGUUCCAAGAAAUGCCUGAGAGAGAUUUAGUCUCGUAUUGUUCAAUGAUUCAUGGGUUUUCAAUUCACGGGCAUGGGGAAGAUGCUGUGAAUCUAUUUAAUAGGAUGCUGAUGGAAGGGAUAGUUCCGGAUGAGGCGGCAUUCACAAUUGUCCUGACAGCUUGUAGUCAUUCAGGGCUCAUUGAUAAGGGUUGGAAAUACUUCAACUCCAUGGAGGAAAAUUAUGGCAUUAGUCCUACACCUGAUCACUUUGCAUGUAUGGUUGAUCUUCUAGGCCGGUCUGGGCAAUUAAGGGAUGCUUAUGAACUUAUAAAAUCAAUGCAUAUAGAGCCUAAUGCUGGUGCCUGGGGUGCACUUAUUGGAGCAUGUAAACUACAGGGUGAUACAGAGUUAGGAGAGAUUGUUGCUAAUCGACUUUUUGAACUCGAGCCUCAAAAUGCUGCUAAUUACGUGCUGCUGUCUAACAUCUAUGCUGCAGCUGGGCGAUGGAAAGAUGUUUCCCUUGUGAGAAGUAAGAUGAAGGAAAGAGGAGUGUGCAAGAUACCUGAUUGCAGUAAACUUUAGUACCAUGCUGAGUUAUUUGUGGUUCCAUGGAUGAAGUUCUGAAUGUACAGAACAUGGAGAUCGGUAUGAGUUCUUGUCCAGUUGAUCUUGAAGCUCAGCAGUUAUUCCAUGGUUUUCUUCCACCUCAGUUGGUGGUGUUUUACUGUUGCUUUUAUUGCCUUGAGAGAGUCACCGCUAUUGCUACAGUUGUUUAUGAAGCUUCACUUGUAGCUAAUUAAGACAGUGAAACUGAUGCCUUGUUAGGGAAGAAAGCGAGCCUUGACAAUCAAAUCACAACUUCCCUGUCUUCUUGGAUUACCGGUACCAACCUGUACAUGGAAAGGAUUCAUUGUGAUCAAUCCCAGUCUAUUGCUACAGUUGUUUAUGAAGCUUCACUUGUAGCUAAUUAAGACAGUGAAGCUAAUGCCUUGUUUGGGCAGAAAGCGAGCCUUGACAAUCAAAUCACAAAUUCACUGUCUUCUUGGAUUAGUGGUACCAAUUCUUGUACAUGGAAAGGAUUCAAUGUGAUCAAUCCCCGUCUAUCAUCACAAUAAAGAUCUCAAGUAGCAUUGAAGCAGGUUGGCAGCCCAGAUUUAUAUGGUGGCGAUAACAUCAAACUAUUCACUUAUUGGACAGUGGAUUCUCAAUUCGAUUGCCCCAUUUUGUUCUUUCUUUUAAUUCAUUAUAAUAACUUGAUUAAUUACUUUGAUAGAUUGAUGCAUAUCAAGCAAUGGGAUGGUAUAACCUCCCUUGCUCUGGCUUUAUUCAAAUUAUCGAUAUAGGUCUGGGAGCAAGCAUCUUCCCACUUUCUAACCAUGCUUCUUCCCAAUAGGGAGUAUAACUUUAAGCAUCCUGGUAUGUGAGCACCAAGAACAUUUUGAGACCCACUCCCUGUAGAUGGUUGAAGACUAUGGAACCCACUUGAAGCCAUGCCACCACAGAGACCACACAGUUAAGCUUGUCAAAGAGAAAAGAAGAAACAGAGUUGCAAGGAAGAGGAGUCAAGGGGAAGCCGUCACAGGGAGGCUACCACGCACGUAAGGAGGAAAACACCCCUCAUGCAAUUCAUAACAUUUUUCCAAAACACGUUAUCCUUAACCGCCUUUUCCACAAUGAUCCCAUCUUUACUCUUUGCAAGUUUACCGGACUUCCACUCUUUCAAUGUGAACAUAAUAAUAAGUGCUCUAUAAUUGUAAUGCAAACACUCUAAUGUCAAGUAAGAUGCUGCAAAACGAGUCAUUGCAGGUUAAAUCAAAUAGUGUCUACAGUAAAUUUGUGCAAUAAAAGAAUAUGAUCUUCUGUAAAUGAAUAUUUUAUCGCUAGCAAUCAUAUCUUGUGGAAAGAAAUCUUCUCAAAAUUUUCCAACAUUAGGUCGAUUCAAUGAGCUGCACAUGGUGUCCAAUACAACUUCUCCCACUUUUGCAUCAACAAUUACCCAU